AUGCUGUGGCGUAAGUUACAAUCUGAUACGGAUCUGCCGUAUGAGGUUACCUCGUUGCUUAAAUAUUGGUAUGGUAACCAAGAAAAUAGUGUUAAGUGGGCUGGAGCGUAUUCGGAGACAUAUAGGAUGAAGUGCGGAGUGAGGCAGGGGGGGUUAAGUUCACCCCGCCUCUUCAACCUAUAUAUGAACCGACUGCUGGAGGAGCUCAGUAGUGCCAGUGUGGGAUGUUCCAUAGACGGAGUGCGCGUUAAUAACAUCAGCUACGCGGAUGACAUGGUGCUGCUGAGCCCCUCAGUGGGUGGUUUAAUUAGUUUACUGCGCAAAUGUGAGUCGUACGCGGAGGCCCAUGGGCUCAAGUACAAUGCUAACAAAAGCGAGUUUAUGCUGUUUAAAGCGGGUAAUAAAACCUACAGCGUGCCCCCUGUGACUCUUUGUGGAACUCCUUUAGCACAAGUUCAGCAUUUUAAGUAUUUGGGCCACUGGGUCACCGAUGACAUGUGUGACAACAUGGAUAUUGAGAGGGAACGCAGAGCGCUGGCUGUGCGCUGCAAUAUGUUGGCUCGUAGGUUUGCACGAUGUACCGAAAAGGUGAAGGCUACGCUUUUUAAAGCAUAUUGCCAGUCCUUCUACACGUGCAGCCUAUGGAUCAGCUAUACGCAGCGGGCAUACAACGCUCUGCGGGUGCAGUACAACAACGCGUACAGGGUGGUGUUCGGGCUGCCGCGGCACUGUAGCGCCUCUGGUAUGUUCACGGAGGGACGGAUCGAUGGCUUCCACGCGAUCAUCAGGAAGAGGUGUAGCUCGCUGUUGAGGCGGUGGCGCGCCAGCUCGAAUACCAUCCUGUGCACGUUGGCCGACCGGUGGGACUCCCCGUGGCUGAAGCACUGGGUGCAGCUACAUGCCCCUUUAUGUAGGCAUUUGCAGUAA
Molecule: messenger RNA, 927 nt
Organism: Cydia pomonella (codling moth)
Lineage: Eukaryota; Metazoa; Arthropoda; Insecta; Lepidoptera; Tortricidae
Exons: 1
Coding region: 1-927 (308 amino acids)
Source: RefSeq, a predicted model, not a curated record